Molecule: messenger RNA, 714 nt
Organism: Gossypium arboreum
Lineage: Eukaryota; Viridiplantae; Streptophyta; Magnoliopsida; Malvales; Malvaceae
Product: F-box/LRR-repeat protein At3g59200-like
Exons: 2
Coding region: 37-714 (225 amino acids)
Molecular function (GO): protein binding
Source: RefSeq, a predicted model, not a curated record
ACCCCCUCGGUAUUGCCAUUUCAUAGUUUGUGGUUGAUGGCCAAGAAAAUGGAACUUGUGGGUGUAGUAGAUAGGAUCAGUAGUUUAUCCGAUCCUAUUCUUUGUCGCAUUUUCUCUCUUCUACCCAUUAAAGAUGCAGUUCGAACCUCUAUUCUUUCACCCAGGUGGAGGUAUCUCUUUGCAUCGUCAAUAUCUAUCCUUGAUUUUGAAGAAUGUUUACAGGGUGUGAGUAAGGAAAAAUUUAACAACUUCAACCACUUUGUUGAUAGGUUAUUGUACAUUUUCCCUAAUCAGGUCAGUUUAGAAUGCUUUAGGGUGGAUGACGAAGUAUGUGAUGUUGAGAGUUUACGUCUUUAUGGUUGGAUAUGUGCUACAUUGUGGCGUGGUGUCAAGGAAAUUGAAAUAUAUUUUGAAAAGAGUCCGAUGUUGCCGACCCAACUAUUUACUUCUCACUCAUUGGUGACAUUGAAAUUGAGAUUUUGGGGUGAGAUCAAUGUUCCAACCAAGGUUUGUCUUCCAAAUCUCAAGACCCUACAUCUAAAGGUCAUCACACCUUCAAAUGAUUCAGUUUGUAGACUGGUUUCUGGUUGUGUUGCGCUUGAAGACUUGCUUAUGGUGCCAGGGGGCUCUUGUUUAGGAAAAACCGUGGUCAAUAUCCAUAGCCCUUCACUUAAGCGACUAGUGCUGGAUUUUCAUGUGAUUUCUAUACCUUAA